AUGCUGUGUAGGCUGCCGACUUUGUUCGAUUAUGAACUAACUGAGAGUUUGGUUUCAUGUAAGAACCCACCUAAGGCGACGAGUUCCAAGACCACCUUGACCCCCGACUCCUCGGAGGACGACAAGGUCGAAAUUUUGAUGGCGGUGGCUUUACCCCUCAAGGCGCCCGAAGGACCGUACAAAAAUUCCAAGAAGUCAAAGGAAGAGGUGGGUGACGAGGUCACUAAGAAGUCCAAGGAAAAGAAGGUUGAGAAAAGAGCAGAGAAGGACUCACUGGAGGAGGCAAAGCAAACCGGAACCUGA
This is a messenger RNA of Sphaeroforma arctica JP610, 303 nucleotides long. RefSeq lists its product as hypothetical. The record is from RefSeq and is a predicted model, not a curated record. NCBI's taxonomy places the organism in Eukaryota, Ichthyosporea, Ichthyophonida. The transcript has 2 exons. The coding region runs from base 1 to 303 and encodes 100 amino acids.